Psammomys obesus (fat sand rat) is the source of this 1965-nucleotide messenger RNA. RefSeq lists its product as uncharacterized. The annotation marks the transcript as partial. The record is from RefSeq and is a predicted model, not a curated record. Lineage: Eukaryota; Metazoa; Chordata; Mammalia; Rodentia; Muridae. The transcript has 5 exons.
UAUCUAUACCUUUAUGUUUUCUGUUCCUUACUUUGGAUUGUUGUCCUGUCUCUUAGUUUCUAGAUCUGUUAUAAACCUAUGGCGUGUUGUACCCACUAUGGCUUUAAUAGCAACUGUUUUAUAAGUAAAUUUUAAAGUGAGGAAACUGACUUUUCUGUUUACCCAUAUUUUUCACUCCUGGUAGAUGGCGCCCUCUGUGUUCACUGUUACUGUUGCACUUCUGUGUAAAGAACUUCUUAGCUUCCCUUUUAGCACUUGUCACUUGGUGAUACUAGUCUCACCUUCGUUAAACCCCGCAGUUUUUUAACCUUUAAUGUUGGUUAAAAUGAUGUUUCACUGGGUAUAGAAAUUUCAGCUGAUUGUUCAAUUUCCCCCACCCUCCAGCAUUUUAAAGAUGUCAUUUCACCAUUUUCUUGUUUAAAUGGCUCCUAAGGACAUAAGCACCGAAAUAAAAGCCAAGAAAUGCCUCAUUCCACAAACAAAGAACUGAUCCUUGGCAUCAUGGUGGGAACUGCUGGAAUCAGCUUGCUGGCCUUAUGGUACCACAAGGUCCGAAAGCUAACAACAACAAUGAGUUUUCCUAAAUUUCUCUCUCUGGGUAAGAAACUCGAUUCACUAACUUUGCAAGAUGAAAGCCACAGUGAACAAGGAGCAUCGGCAGUCUUUCAAAGAAGACAAGUUCAGAUACUGGAAAAGUUGAAUGAGUUACUGACCAACAUGGAAGAACUUAAGGAGGAAAUCAGAUUUCUUAAAGAAACCAUUCCAAAGCUGGAGGAAUAUAUACAAGAUGAACUUGGAGGGAAAACAACACUUCAUAAGGUCAGCCCUCAGCACAGAGCUAGAAAAAAAAGGGCGACAGCGGUUCAAAGUUCAGCUACAAGCAAUAGUUCAGAGGAAGCAGAGAGUGAAGGAGGCUGCUGGAAAGAGGACCAGAGCUCCCCACCAAAUUAUUCUGAAGACCAAGUUACCCUACAACACAGGCAUCAUGGAGCCUCUCUUAUUUUACAACCAAAAGUAGCCCUGGGUUGUAUAAAAUGUCGUCCUUCUUCAACAUGUAAGCUAAACAGAAGAUUAUCUUCUUCAUCAAGUAUAUCUAACCACUCAUUUCUCUCUAAAAGAAAAAAUAGUUUACUGGCGAGGUUUCAAACAAGACAGCAACAGCAAAGUAGAGUGAACUUUGAUUCUCAGGAAGACUUAACUUCCAGUUCCAGAAGAUCUUCAGAUCACAUUAGUGACAUUAGAUUUCGAAAAUCAUCUUCAUCCCGCAAGCUAAGUGUAGUUUCCUGUUGCAGGAAUAACAUUGUCUAUGAUACUCCACGAGAUAGUCAGAACCUGUCUCAUGCAAAAGCAAUCAAAGUCUUUUCUAAAAUGUCGGCUGAUGCCGGGACUCAAAAUCGCCCAAGCUUAUUUGACUCUGACCAUGGCAAUAAAUACUUUUCAAACUUGGAAGAGGUAACCAUGUCUUCAGGUCUUUGGACUAUGGCAAGAACAUCUUACUCAUCAAGCCUAACAGCAUCUCUCUUUUCACUUCCAACUGUUGUUUCUUCUUCCAGUGAAGUAAAUAUAUCUAUUGCUGAAAACUAUGAAGAUGGCCAACGGAAUAAGGAUUCAGAAGAUGCUCUUCAUCACAGGUCCCAGAGUCAGAGUAGGGACCACUCUCCCACGGGCAUCGAGCAGCACCUGUCUCAGAAUAAAACUUCCGCCAGCCUCCUUCAUGAAGGAUUUUCUUCAUCAUAUAAAAACGUCAAUAGCUUAACUGCUGAAGUUACCUCAGGUCCCUUUGAAGAAGAAAACUUUCCUGCCUCAUCUCUAAAUGAAGAUAUACCUUCACCUACUGAUGAGCCAGGAACAAGAUUUCUUGAUGAUAGCCAUUGUGACUGGAGUGAAGAGGUGUCUCAAAUCCUCUCCUGCAGAUCUCUUUCUCUGACCCUCCUACUCAGUCCUCUCUUAUCCCCUCCAGAUCAG